AUGCCCGUGCUCAUCCUCACCGACUACCUCGCACCGAUCCCGUCGGGCUUGCACCUACGGCUCGACGGCGUCACGCUCGAUGACAAAGCCUUUGACCGGCUCGUCUUGCUCCUCAAGGCCACGCCGCGCAUCCGCCGGCUCUCAAUGCGCAACCUUGGUCUCGGGCCCAAGCUCGCCGUGUUUGUCGCCGACGUUUUGGCCACGAAUUGCACGCUCACAGCUGUCGACUUGAGCGGCAAUGCCAUAGGAUCGCACGGCGCCAAGUGUCUUGCGACCGUGCUCCUCGAGCACAACAGUACGCUGCAAGAGCUCUCGCUUGCAUGCUGCGGCCUUCACAGCGACGCAUUCGCCAACUGGAUCGAGUUCUUCGAGCGCGCUUCGCCCAACACGACGUUUCAUACGCUCAACGUCGCCCACAACGCGAUUGGUGACGACGGCGCGCUGGCACUGGCCAAGGCGCUCGAGCUCGAGCGACUCAUGCCGCUUCGUGGGUGGCGCCUCGACCUGCGGCGCAACGGCAUCACCGACGUUGGGGUGACGGCGCUGGCGUCACUCUUGGCAACAACGCACGCCGUCGUGCAGAUGGAUGUCGCCAACGCCCGUUCGUUCGAGGUGCGAGAGCCCGAGCGUGUCGUCUUUCUAGAGCACCGGUGUCGACGCAACACGGCCGAGAUGCACGCCCGAGUUGUCGACUCGGCGGCGCGGACGAUUCUGGCAUCGACCCGCCGCGCCGAAACCAUGGUACUCGAGAACGUUCCCGUGCUGGUGGCGCAAGCUGUCGCGUUGGCCCAUGCGCUCAAGCACACGCUGGCGACGACGACGCUGACGCUUCGCAACAACUCGCUGUGUUUGGCUGCGAUCCAGCACUUUGCGUGUGGACUUGCUUUCAACCAAACGCUGUAUCGGCUCACGCUCCGGGACAAUGGCGUCUCGGGCGACGCUUUCGUCGCGCUGCUGGACGCAUUGGCGCAAAACGCGGCGUCCCCGCUCCGCGAGCUCGAGAUUUCCCAUUCGACGUCGCUGCGUGUGCCUCUCUGGCCUCGGCGCGUCAACGGACACUUAUACCGCUUCUUUACGCAGGCGAGCCAGCUCACGCACCUCACACUCGACCACUGCGGGCUCUCGGACGUCGACGUGGGCGGGAUUGUCGCUGGCCUUGCGUGGAACGGGCUUCUUCAAGUCGCCCACUUUGGGCGCAACUGCAUCACCGACGCUGGCGUCAGCAUCUUUCAUGUGUUGCUGCACCGCUGCGCCCAUCUUACAUCGCUCGAUAUUAGCGGCAACCUUUGCACCCUCGACGGCAUCGUCAGUGUCGUCGCCGGCGCGAGCGAUCAUUUGCGCCUCCGGAGUCUCUGCGUCGGGCGCUUCCCAGCGUUUUCUCCGACCUUGUUUACAAUUGCUAGCCACAUUGGGCGCAGCAACUCGCUCGUGCGCGUCGAGAUUGCUGCCGCCAGCGACCACUCGCGCUGGGCGUCGGCCAAGGCCGCGAUCCAAGCAACGUUGCAACUCAACCGCAAGAAGAACCCUAUAACGCCACCGACGACGUUUGCAGCCUGGACCCGCCACUGCCGCGCCAACUACAUGGCCCGUGACGUGGCCACCAGCACGGCCUCGCGGCUCGUGCGACCGCACCAGCACAUCAUCGCAAUGCGCCUGCUGCACGUAGAAGACGUCAACGUGACGAUCUUUGUCGCGUGUCGUGAGAUGGCGGCAGAAGAUAUCGACGCGCGGCUCCGAUUCGAGUGGGCAGGAAUGGUUGCCAACGACGUGGAUGCUGCGCUCCUCCUCGAACGCCGCUAUAUGCGGUCCGAAGACGUUGACGCAGUGCUCGACGCCGUGUAACCAAACGUCCGAGCUGUAAUCACUCGUCAAGUUUUAUCAAACGCA
Messenger RNA from Saprolegnia diclina VS20, 1887 nucleotides. RefSeq lists its product as hypothetical. The transcript has 5 exons. Bases 1 to 1842 code for a protein of 613 amino acids. The record is from RefSeq and is a predicted model, not a curated record. Gene Ontology annotation, molecular function: protein binding. NCBI's taxonomy places the organism in Eukaryota, Oomycota, Saprolegniomycetes, Saprolegniales, Saprolegniaceae.